This is a messenger RNA of Kalmanozyma brasiliensis GHG001, 1077 nucleotides long. RefSeq lists its product as uncharacterized. The record is from RefSeq and is a predicted model, not a curated record. The coding region runs from base 1 to 1077 and encodes 358 amino acids. Gene Ontology annotation, biological process: inner mitochondrial membrane organization. The transcript has a single exon. NCBI's taxonomy places the organism in Eukaryota, Fungi, Basidiomycota, Ustilaginomycetes, Ustilaginales. Gene Ontology annotation, cellular component: mitochondrial inner membrane.
AUGGAUCAUGCGAAAUCACCAGAAGAGGCAUCAAUAGCGGAUCAUAAUCGCACGACAACCACUCCACCCUCCCCAGACGCAAGCACUCCCUCUCGCAGCGACUCCCAACGAGACCUUCUCGCCCGCCUUCGCAGCGCCACCGCGUCCCUCCCCUCCUUCAACGGAAGCACCUCCCAGAAGUCUCUCACCGACGCGCUCGCUACGGCCACCGCGCACACGCACACGCUCCUCGCCCGCCUACGCACCAAACUCACCCACCUCUCUACGCAGUACAACACGCAUACGGGCUACGCAGCGAUCGAAGGGCUCAAAACGCGCAUUGACGAGCUCGAGUCGUCCCUCUCCUCGGCCCGCUCUCUCGCGUCCACCGCCAAGCGGACCUAUCUGAUCGCCGUGCAGUCGCGCAGCGCCAGUCAGCGCGAAACGAACGAUCUGCUCUCGCGCAAGUCGUCCUGGUCCGAAUCGGAUCUGGGACGAUACACCGAGUUGCUGCGCAAGGAACACGCACUGAGCCGCGAGGAGGCAGAGGCGGAAAAGGUGUUGGAGAAGUCCGAGGCCCAGGUCCAAGCGAGCUUCGAUGAGUUGAUGAAGGCGGUAAUGGUCAGGUACCACGAGGAGCAGAUUUGGUCGGAUAGGAUGAGAGGCAUGAGCACGUACGGCAGUCUGGUGGUUGCCGGACUCAAUGCGGUGCUUUUCGUGGUGGCGAUCCUGUUGGUUGAGCCCUAUAAGAGGAGGAGGUUGGCAGAGACUUUCGAGACCCGAUUGGUGAGCGCGGAGGAGCAGAGUCGGGAGCUGAUCCUGGCUAGUGUGGAGCAGUUUCAGCGGUCAUUGGAUGCGUUGGCCGCGACGAGGACAGAGUCGGAAGUCCAGCCAGCAUCACCACCGUUCAUACCACCGCAGGUGGUCGAGCUGCGAGAGGCGGAGGAAGAGCCGGUCGUGGCCGUCGAGGACGUCCCGGCACCGGCCUUGUCUCAGCGAGUCGCGCGGCAAGAGGAAGAACGCCUCGUCUUUGCUUCCACUGUUGGUGUGGUCGUUGGUGCAGCACUAUCGCUUCUCAUCAGCGCAUGCUGGACAUAG